This is a messenger RNA of Schistosoma spindalis, 1447 nucleotides long. Lineage: Eukaryota; Metazoa; Platyhelminthes; Trematoda; Strigeidida; Schistosomatidae. The record is from the annotation of a GenBank genome assembly.
CUGGGUUGUCCAGAAUUAUAAAUUUUGUGGAGGAAAUGAAGAAAGAUUACAAGUUGACUCAAAUGUAUAUGCCUUUCUAUGCAGCAUGCAUAUCAGCUGCUUUAGGGUUCCUGUUCUUUUUCUUGUCGUUUUCCAGUCCUUAUUGGUUGCAGUCGUAUGAUCGUGUACAUAGUUCUUUUCUGCACAUGGGGAUAUGGUCUGUAUGUUUCGACAAAUUUGUGCAUCCACAAGUACUAUUCUUAAUAAUAAGUCCGAUUUAUCAGAGUUUAGGAUUACCACGCAAAUGUGUUGACCGGGUGCUUUUGGGUAUAUGAUCGUUUUUUCUUCAAGAUUGGCAUAUGGCAGUGGCUAAAUCCAUACUGGUUGAUUGGUGUUCAAGUUUUAAUAACUAUAGCAUUUACGGCAAAAUGUUGCGUCAUUUUAAUCCUGGUCUUGUAUCACUUGUUGUUUGGCCAUCCAGCUGCUGAAUCAACUAUGGCUCUUGUUGGUGAGAUAUUUAUAGGGAUUCUUUUGACAAUAUGUAUUUUAGUAUUUGGUAUUAGCUCACAAAGUAGAAUAUGGAUGCCAAGACCUGAUCAAUAUUUUCUAUCAUGGUCAUUUGGUUUUAUUAUAUUAGCAGCUAUUUGUUCAUUUAUUUCAUCUGGUUUCUUGUAUUGUAUAAGUUAUACAGAUCGAGCAGCUCAAGAAGAAGUUGAAAAAUUCGAAGCUGUUGAAACAAAUUAUGGUAUGCCAAGUGUUCUUUCCGGUCGAAUAGGCAGUGGUGGUUUAUAUAGUGGAGGAUUAAGUGGUAUUGGAGGUGCAGGUGGUGUUGUAGUUAAAGUUCCAUCAACUGGAGCUCGUCCUGAACAAGUAAUUGCAUUAGAUUCAGAUUUACGACCUAUGGAUACAGGACAUGAAAGUAUGAGUUUAUUUUCACCUAGUAUUGGAAUGAUAACUAAUAAUUUAUAUCAUCAUUAUAAAGGUAUAGAAAAACAAUCUAUUCCAUUAAAUAAUCAACAUUCUAAUGAAUUGAAUUCCCGAACAUUUUCAAUCAUUGAUAGUGAACAAACUAGUCAAGAAACACCAUUAUAUAUAAAUCAUCCAAUAACUAAAUAUAAUAAACAUGCUAUAAUACAACCAUUAAAUCAUUUAUCAUCAUCUCCAUCACCAUCAUCAUCAUCUAAUAUGAAAUCUUAUUCACCAUUAGGUGAAGGUGAAGAUGUAGAAGAUCUUAGUAUGUUAUCUGAAAAUCCUGAUCAUAGACGAAAUACAAUCAUUCAACGUGAUAAUAAUAAUGAUUAUAAGGAUCAUCAUAGAUCAUCACCUUCUCCUAUUAGACAUUCAUUACCAACAUCUCAAAGUGGUUAUCAUCAUAAUACUACACGUUAUUCUCAUUAUUGAUUAGUGAUAUUGAUUGAUUGAUUGAUUGUUUGUUUGUUUAUUUAUAUAAUAUACAUUCAUAUCAAUA